Syzygium oleosum is the source of this 1141-nucleotide messenger RNA. Its product is annotated as transcription factor MYB123-like. The coding region runs from base 78 to 974 and encodes 298 amino acids. The record is from RefSeq and is a predicted model, not a curated record. The transcript has 3 exons. NCBI's taxonomy places the organism in Eukaryota, Viridiplantae, Streptophyta, Magnoliopsida, Myrtales, Myrtaceae.
UUGCCUUUUUAAAUACGACAGAGGCACACACAUCAAAGAGAGAGAGACAGAGAGACAGUGAGAGGGAGAGGGAGAGGAUGGGGAGGAGUCCAUGUUGCUCCAAGGAAGGGCUGAACAGAGGAGCAUGGACUGCCUUGGAAGACAAGAUCCUUACUUCCUACAUCAAAGCCCACGGCGAGGGCAAAUGGAGGAACCUCCCCAAACGAGCUGGUUUGAAGAGGUGUGGCAAGAGUUGUAGACUGAGAUGGCUGAAUUAUCUCAGACCAGACAUCAAGAGAGGUAACAUCUCUGUUGAUGAAGAAGAACUCAUCGUCAGGCUCCACAAGCUUCUUGGUAACAGAUGGUCUCUAAUAGCCGGAAGGCUACCGGGGCGAACAGACAAUGAAAUCAAGAACUACUGGAACACAACCCUUGGCAAGAAACUUGCUAAAGCUGAUCGCUCAUCUUCCUCUCCACCAUCAUCGAAAGACAUCAAUCAUCCCUCAUUCAAAUCAAGAUCCAAGAGACCAGUCUCCAAGUUGAGCUGCUCAUUAUCCGCAAAAGCAACUCGGCCCCAAGUCACCAGAUACAAGCCGUUGGAGUGCACCAAGGUCCUAGCCUCAGCAGGCUCAUCACUUCCAAACAAAAACCAAUCCCUCUACUCAAUAACCCCAGAAUAUUCACCGUUCCAAGCCAAUUAUUGUCCAAAUGGGAGCGCUAGUGAACUGGGGCAAGAUUCAGAAAAUCCUAGAACUCAUCAUGUUCACUGUGGCACUCAUGAUGACCACCUUCAAGAGAACUGUGUUGGAGAUUUUGGGCUUAUAAACUUCGGCUAUGGUAAUGAGUUUAACACGGCCAAUAUUAUGUGCGCCGACCAGCCUUUGAUCGUGGAACAAGAAAUGCUGGAGAACUGGACAAGUGUUUGUGUAGAAGAAAAGGACACCUUGGAUCUUGAUUCCUUGGCAUAUCUGCUAAAUUCCGAGGAAUGGCCAUGAAGAGGGAGAAUUGAAGAAAAACCAAAGAAGAUUGUACCUAAUCAUGGCAUAUUAUAAGAGAUAUUUUAAAUGAUUGUCGCUUGAGCAACAUGGGACUUCCCAAAUUUUGUAUGGAAGUUUGUAUAAAAAUAAUAGCAUAAAGUGAGCUCAUUUUGCCACUUGCAAAA